Molecule: messenger RNA, 486 nt
Organism: Naegleria gruberi
Lineage: Eukaryota; Heterolobosea; Eutetramitea; Acrasida; Naegleriidae
Exons: 2
Coding region: 1-486 (161 amino acids)
Biological process (GO): FMN biosynthetic process; riboflavin biosynthetic process
Molecular function (GO): riboflavin kinase activity
Source: RefSeq, a predicted model, not a curated record
AUGGCAACUUCCACCCUUUGUACUAUACCCAAUCAUUUAUUAAAGAGAAUACACAAUGUAAUUCCGAUUGAAAAACCUAUUAAAAUAACAGGAGAAGUAAUUAAAGGAUUUGGAAGAGGAGGAAAAUUAUUGGGAAUUCCAACAGCGAAUUUACCAAUUGAAAAUUGUAAAGAAUUAUCACAAAUCGAAAUGGGUGUUUAUAUAGGAUAUGCUAAAAUAAGAGGAAUAACUUGUAAAACAGUUAUUAGUAUUGGUAACAAUCCACAUUUUCAAAAUGAACAGAAAACUAUUGAACCACAUUUAUUGCAUGAUUUUAAUUCUGAUUUUUAUGGAGAAAAUUUAACUAUUUCUAUUUGUGGCUUUAUUAGAUAUAUGGAAAAAUAUGACAAUUUAGAUGAUUUAAUUAAUGCUAUUAAAAGUGAUAUUACAAUUGGUAGUAAGGCUUUAGACGAAGAACCUUUUAAAAAUGCUUUACAUGAUUUAUAA